GUUUGCAGUGCCACCGGUUAAUCUGCAGAACAAGAUUGGAAUUCUUGGCUUUUCUGAGUGGAGCAGAGUGGUGUUUCUGGGGUUACCAUUGAAAUGGUGUCUGGUGGCAUGAGACAAGAAGCAGAGAUUUAUUUCUAGAGGAAAUUUGUCCAGUCUGUGUAUUGGACACUUUUCCACCAUGCUGACGGCAUUUUAACUAUAUUUGUCAAUUUUCUCAAAUUGUAAUUGAAGAAAAACCUUAAGAAUUUAUACUUGAGGACUGAAGUGUGACUGCCAAUUAUCAGGCUUUCAGGAUGAAUCUGGAAAAACUCAGUAAGCCUGAGCUCCUGACACUAUUCAGUAUUCUUGAAGGAGAACUUGAAGCGAGGGACCUUGUUAUAGAAGCUUUAAAGGCCCAACACAGAGAUACUUUCAUUGAAGAACGCUAUGGAAAAUAUAACAUCAGUGAUCCUUUAAUGGCUCUACAGAGAGACUUUGAAACACUGAAGGAGAAAAAUGAUGGCGAGAAACAGCCGGUCUGCACAAACCCACUCUCCAUUCUUAAGGUGGUGAUGAAGCAGUGCAAGAACAUGCAGGAGCGCAUGCUGUCCCAGCUGGCUGCUGCUGAGAGCAGGCACCGGAAGGUGAUCCUAGACCUUGAGGAAGAAAGGCAAAGGCAUGCACAGGACACAGCUGAAGGGGAUGAUGUCACCUACAUGCUGGAGAAGGAGAGAGAGCGGCUGACUCAACAGUUGGAAUUUGAAAAGUCCCAAGUGAAAAAGUUUGAAAAAGAGCAGAAGAAGCUCUCGAGUCAGCUGGAAGAGGAGCGCUCCCGCCACAAGCAGCUGUCAUCCAUGCUGGUGCUCGAGUGCAAGAAAGCCACCAGCAAGGCAGCCGAGGAGGGGCAGAAGGCAGGAGAGCUGAGCCUGAAAUUGGAGAAGGAGAAGAGCCGGGUGAGUAAACUAGAGGAAGAGCUGGCAGCUGAGAGGAAGCGAGGCUUGCAGACCGAGGCCCAGGUGGAGAAGCAGUUGUCUGAGUUUGACAUCGAGAGAGAGCAACUGAGAGCAAAACUGAACCGAGAAGAGAACCGGACCAAAACUCUGAAAGAAGAGAUGGAAAGUUUGAAGAAGACAGUGCAGGAUCUCGAGGCUUCUCACCAGUAUAGUAGCCCUAAUGAGCAAUUGAAGAAACUGGCGACGAUGUCUAAAGCCACAGCGACUGAGCCCCCCAUGCUCGUGUCUGUAUUUUGCCAAACAGAGAGUUUUCAGGCAGAAAGAACCCCUGGGAGCAACACAGCCAAGGUGACAACCACUGGGCUGCCUGGUCCCACCACUGCUACUUACUCUUAUGCAAAAGCCAAUGGCCAUUUUGACCCAGAGAUACAAACUACCAAGGAAUUGAUCACAGGCAGCAGUGCAGAAGACCAAGUGCCUCCACGAGAGAAAUCUGUGGGACUGGCCCAAGAGAAGGCAGUGGAGAAUGGUGGGUGUCCUGUGGGAAUUGAGACUCCAGUCUCAGUGCCUAGUCACCUCCCUUCCAGUGGGACCUCACUGUCUCCCAGCAGCACUGCCUCCUCCUCUCUCACAUCCUCUCCAUGCUCUUCACCAGUACUAACUAAGCGCUUGUUGGGGUCCUCAGCUAGCAGCCCCGGCUACCAGUCAUCCUACCAAGUAGGGAUCAACCAGAGGUUCCAUGCUGCUCGGCAUAAAUUUCAGUCACAAGCAGAUCAGGAUCAACAAGCCAGCGGUCUACAGAGUCCUCCAUCCAGGGAUCUGUCCCCUACCCUCGUGGACAACUCUGCCGCUAAGCAGCUGGCCCGAAAUACAGUCACUCAGGUGCUCUCCAGAUUCACUAGCCAACAAGGGCCAAUCAAGCCCGUCUCUCCUAACAGCUCUCCCUUUGGCACAGACUAUCGAAAUCUGGCCAACACUGCCAACCCAAGAGGUGACACAGGCCAUUCACCUACUCCAGGGAAAGUGUCCAGUCCUCUGAGCCCCCUGUCUCCAGGGAUCAAGUCCCCCACCAUCCCCAGAGCUGAGAGAGGAAACCCUCCACCCAUCCCACCCAAAAAACCUGGUCUCACUCCUUCUCCAUCCACUACCACUCCAAUGACCAAAACUCAUUCCCAGGCAUCUUCUUUGACCACCACAGAAGAGCUUGCCAGCAGCUGCUCUUCUAAUGCUGUCGUAGCCAAUGGCAAGGACGUUGAGAUACUCUUGCCUAGCAGCAGCUAGUCCCUAGGAGGGAGCUUCCCUCUACUUUUGACAUUCCAUCAAAUUUUGUCCAAGAGCUCAGAGUCAAACCGUUGAGUCAGAUCAUGUUAUUUAUUUUGAUAGUAGCUGAAACCAUCUGUAUAAUACAUUUAGUGUAGUUCACCUUUUUGUAUUUUUUUAAGUAGAAACUGAGUAGUUUGGAUUUUUAUGACUCACAUCUUUGUACUAAAGCUAGAAGGGCACUUCAAAGAUGUCUCAAGCUCAGCAGUCACCGUCAUGUUGUGAUGGAGAAAGCUAAUUGAGUACCAGGUGGUGAUUUGCUGUCUGUUUUGGGACUAGAAUCACUCAACACUCAUUUUGAAUUAUGCAGAAGUGGUUCAUGCAGAUUUUUAUUCCAGAUGAACAUGUUUAAAAAGUGCCUGAAAUAAGACUGCCAUAUGAAUGUGAUUCUGCAGCGAAAACACAAAAUGGAUUAUUUAAUUGCAGAAAAUGAGAUCUUCUGUGAAUUCUGAAUGUUAAAAACUAACACUGCUUUUAAUCAUCUUUUACUGUUUUUAAUACAAGCUUUGUAUUCAGAAACAAGGCUGCAUACAUAGAAUGGGAAUCCUGAAGGUGGGGGUGUGAGCUCAGCACAGAGCUGAGCAUUAUAGAGCCCUCGAGAAACCCUGCUGAGCAUUAAGCAGUUGGGGUGCUGAUUUUCUUGUACUUUUGAAAAAUUAAGUCACCCCCAGUUUCCUGCAUAAAUUCUUGAAUAGAAUGAAAUCACAUCUCCAUUCAAAAAAUGUCUUCAGGCAUCUACUGUUGUGUAAGGAACUUCUGAUUCCGAUUGCUGUUACUUGAAUACGAAAUGGCUACUCAUUCUGUAUAAAAGUUUUGCAACAGAAUGAGAUCUUUAUUAUGUAAUCAAAAAGCAAUAACUUAAAAUUCAGUUUCUUUAUAAUAUUAUAAGUCAGAAUUAUACAGGUUUUACUAAAUUGUUAUACUUACUCUCCAAGCUGCCAGCCCUUGGUGUCUGUAUCUGUGGAACCAAAUUAACUUUUGCCUAAAUGGAAGUACACAUAUAUCUGUAUAGAUACACACCCCUUUACGUGUUUAACACACACACUUAAACACAUAAAUAUUAGUGUGAUUGUAUCUUUGGAGUUUGCAAUAUAGCAUAAAAGACGAGCAGAAAUGCACCUUAAGAUUACCUACCAAAGCAACUAGAUGUGGCUGGGAUCUAAUCAGUCAAGGAAGUAAUUGUGUCCACAGGGAGGUGGGGAAAUUCCAAAUAAAGUCAGGUCUUCAGCAUCAUAAAAAGGCAGAGCCAAACUAACCCAGUGUCACAGAACUCAACUGAUCAUAUGAGUGAAAUAGGUCACGCAGUCAAAUGGUGUAAGACAGCUGGAGGUAGUGGAAGCUGUAGCAAACUGAAGUGCCCAAGCCCCGUUUAAAAGGGCACCCCUGUUCAACUCCUGGGGCUCGUUGCCAUGCAAUAAUGCCAGACCAGGGUUACCAGCUCCUCAAAUUUUUAUGAAAUCCAAAUUUUCAUGAGAAACAUUUUAAUUUUUAAAUAUCAAAACUGAUUCAAAAUUUUAAACACUGCUGGUUAAACAUUUCUGCAGCCAGAUGUAGCUCACAAGCUGCCAAGUUGCAACCUCUAUUUCCAGAAACUUCUGUCAUUUCCAUCAUAUCGAGUUUGUGAGGACAAAAGCCUCCACUCUUUCCAACUUGUAGGCUAGUACAGCUGACAAAGUCCAUGGAAUAUAAUGACUAUCCCCCUCUUCCAAAAAGGACUGCAGCUCAGCUCGGACAUGGUGGUUGUAUGACUGUGUCCACAGGGAUGGAGAGGCCUUGGUGUCCUCACAUACAUUCUUCUAGCCAACAUCUCUCCUAGCAGCCCCUGACCUCCUGCUAUAAUUUAAAUCGAUUUUCUCUUAAUCUAAUCAGAGUUGAUGAGAGAAAGGCAGGUGAUGGAAAUCACUGUAUAAAUCACAAUGGAGUAUAUUAGUGUCUCCACAGCUUAUGGUUUCACUAAGGCCAAUACAUCAAAAAUUAAAAUACUACUAAUGCCCCAGGGUGUCUACCAAAUGAUGAAGGGGGUGUCUUAUAAACUGCCCAAAGCAAUCAUGCAUUAAACUUUAUUCCCAUGCAUAGCCAAAUGAACAGUGUUAAUGAUAAAAUAGCUGAACUUUCUAAACAGGGGAGUGGGCUAUAGUCCCAGAGCAUUCUUACCUCUCUUGCUUUAAAUGGUAAUCUUAAAAGUUGCAUUGUGCUCUUCCUUUGUUUUGGCAUAGAUAUAUAUAGAGAGAGAUACUAUAAGGAAGUUUAUUUCUUAGGAAGUGCACUGAAUAAUGUAAUUCUUUUACAGUGUAAUAUGGGGGUGGGGAAAUGCAAAAGAAAUGUGUAUUUUUGCUAGUUGCCUAUCUUCUGAGAUAAAUAAGCACAAUACUGCAAUGGAUCCAAUAAUCCAGUUAGGUAUUAUAGAUUAGUAUUUAAGUUUGCUGUAGAUUGUGUGUGUGCAAAGUAAAAGUUCCAUGAUUCACAGUUUUGGUAUUAACCCAUGUUGCGAAAUCUAUGCUACUGGUCAACAGAUUAUAAUGAUGUGCAACACAUAACACAAGCAUUAACUAGUCAUUAACAUUUGUAAAGCCAAAUGUACCAUGCAGAAGUCUUCAUCCAUUUUUAUAGCAGACGACAUUAAAACAAGUUAAGUCAUA
Equus quagga is the source of this 4891-nucleotide messenger RNA. RefSeq names its product CTTNBP2 N-terminal like (gene CTTNBP2NL). The transcript is spliced from 6 exons. Bases 294 to 2213 code for a protein of 639 amino acids. The record is from RefSeq and is a predicted model, not a curated record. NCBI's taxonomy places the organism in Eukaryota, Metazoa, Chordata, Mammalia, Perissodactyla, Equidae.